Molecule: messenger RNA, 1545 nt
Organism: Physeter macrocephalus (sperm whale)
Lineage: Eukaryota; Metazoa; Chordata; Mammalia; Artiodactyla; Physeteridae
Product: protein TFG-like
Biological process (GO): endoplasmic reticulum to Golgi vesicle-mediated transport; COPII vesicle coat assembly
Cellular component (GO): endoplasmic reticulum exit site
Molecular function (GO): identical protein binding
Source: RefSeq, a predicted model, not a curated record
UUUCUCUAGAGUUGUAUAUAUAGAACAUCCUGGAGUCCACCAUGAAUGGGCAGUUGGAUCUGAGUGGGAAGCUAAUCAUCAAAGCUCAACUUGGAGAGGAUAUUCGACGAAUUCCCAUUCAUAAUGAAGAUAUUACUUAUGAUGAAUUAGUGCUAAUGAUGCAGAGAGUCUUCAGAGGAAAACUUCUGAGUAAUGAUGAAGUUACAAUAAAAUAUAAAGAUGAAGAUGGAGAUCUUAUAACAAUUUUUGAUAGUUCUGACCUUUCCUUUGCAAUUCAGUGUAGUAGAAUACUGCAACUGACGUUAUUUGUUAAUGGCCAACCAAGACCCCUUGAAUCAAGUCAGGUGAAAUAUCUUCGUCGAGAACUGAUAGAACUUCGAAAUAAAGUGAAUCGCUUAUUGGAUAGCUUGGAACCACCUGGAGAACCGGGACCAUCCACCAACAUUCCUGAAAAUGAUACUGUGGAUAGUAGGGAAGAAAAGCCUGCUGCUUCUGAUUCUUCUGGGAAACAGUCUACUCAGGUUAUGGCAGCAAGUAUGUCAGCUUUUGAUCCUUUAAAAAACCAAGAUGAAAUCCAUAAAAAUGUCAUGUCAGCAUUUGGCUUAACAGAUGAUCAGGUUUCAGGGACACCCAGUGCUCCUGCCAAAGACCGUUCAGGAACUCCCGACAGCAUUGCUUCCUCCUCCUCUGCAGCUCACCCACCAGGAGUUCAGCCACAGCAGCCACCAUAUACAGGAGCUCAGACUCAAGCAGGUCAGAUGUACCAGCAGUACCCGCAGCAGGCUGGCUAUGGCACUCAGCCACAGGUGCCCCCCCAGCCGACGCAGCAGUACGGUAUUCAGUAUGCAGCAGGCUACAGCCAUCAGACUGGACCCCAGCAACCUCAGCAGUUCCAGGGAUAUGGCCAGCAGCCAGCUUCCCAGGCACCGGCUCCUGCCUUCUCUGGUCAGCCUCAGCAACUUGCUGCUCAGCCGCCACAGCAGUACCAGGCGAGCAGUUACCCUCCACAGACCUACACUACCCAAACUUCUCAGCCCACUAAUUACACUGUGGCCCCUGCCUCACAACCUGGAAUGGCUCCAAGCCAACCGGCCUAUCAACCAAGACCAGGUUUCACUCCACCUCCUGGGAGUACCAUGACCCCUCUUCCGAGUGGGUCUAACCCUUAUGCACGCAGCCGUCCUCCCUUUGGUCAGGGCUAUACCCAACCUGGACCAGGUUAUCGAUAAGGAGGCUCAGUUACACUGAUGAAUGUAGCUGCUAGCUGUUUGUCUCCCAAAAGACUCCAAUACUACUAUUUUAAUUUGUAUUGAAGUUUACAAGUUUAAAAAGCAGAGCAUUUUUUUAUGAUAUCAUUGUUGCUGUUAAUUGAAAGUUAAUUUGCUGGAAGAAAAAAGACCAAAAUGAAAGUUUUUUUCCUCCCCUGCUUAAAAUUGUAGCAGCUCCCUAGUUAUUUUGGAACACUACUCUUACAUGUGUGCAAAGUGAUUGACUUUCUAGCUUGCCUUGUCCAGACGAUAUUAAAGUGCUGGGUUGAAGUUCAGC